AUGGCUCCACUCGACACUAACGAGCCUCCGUCGCCAAGUGGAGGCUCCUCGCGCCGCCGGUCGUCUGCGACGUUGCUGGACUGGUCGGGCCUUCCGCGCCAGCGCCGAGUCUCGUCUCUGUCGAAUAUCGCGGGCGGCGCGGCGGCGGCUGAAGACUUUUUCUUUUAUGAGCAGCUGCCCGUCGUGCUCGAGUUUGGCUCGGCCUUUUGCAAAGCCGGGCUCGGAGGCGAGCCUGAGCCGCAGUGCAUCGUCCGCACGCAGGAGCUGCGGAAGGGUCCCGAGAACGUCAAGACGCUGAAGAGCGCCUUCGUGAAGCGCACUCCGAUCGAAACGCCUGCGAUGACUCGGUGGCGACUCCGCCUCAAACUCGACGAGCUCUUCUUCAGGCGGCUCAUGAUCCAACCCAAAGACCGGAGCGUCGUCCUCUGCGAGGGCAUGAUGCGAAACCCUGCCGAAAAAGCCGCUCUUGUUCAGCUCCUCUUCGAAGUCUACGACGUUCCAAGCAUCGCGUUCGUCCCUGGUCUCGUCUCGCCGCUCUACUGCUGCGGCGUGGACACGGGCAUCGUCGUGGAUGUCGGCCACUGGGAGACUCGCGUCUUGGCGACGGUUCUGGGCUGCCCGCACUUGCACUCGCUCACAGUCGCCGGCGUCGGCGCCGCCUCAGUCGACCGCGAACUGCGGCAUCUGCUUCGCUCGGCGGUCGCCGGCGACCCCGUCGCGGUCACUCUGGUUGACUCCCUCUCAGCUGAGCAACUGGAAAACAUCAAGGUCACGUGCUGCUACACAGCGUACGACCUCCGCGAAGCUGCCCAGCAACGCCGCGAGCGAGUGCAGCGGAAGCGAGCGGAGACGGGCACCGCGGAGGGAGACGCUCCGAGCGACGGCCAAGAGGUUGAGGACGGCGUGGAGGUCUUCAAAAGUAACAAGGCGAUAAAGGUCCGCGUAUACGACAACAACACGCUCACAAUUGACGCGUCCACCAGGUGGAAGGCUUGCGAAGUUCUCUUUGGCGCGGUCCAUGGCGCUACGGCGUCUGUUCAAGAAGCUAUCGUCGAAUGCAUUCGCAAAUGCCCUUUCGAAAUGCGAAAGCUGAUCGUUCAAAACAUUCUCUUGUGCGGAGGCACGGCUCAGUUCCGGGGCUUCACGACCCGCCUCGCCAUCGAACUCGAGGCGCAUUUGGCGGCGGAGCCGAGCCUGGAGAAGCUGCGGCCUCUAGUCAACUUCGGCGUACCGUGCUUCUCGCCGCUGCUGCGGUCAUGGACCGGAGGCUCCAUCCACGCUGGGCUGCCAGGCAAGCAGGAGUAUACGAAGGCGGACUACGAGCGCGGCCUGCCCGUGCCGGACUGGACGGCGUGGAUUUUCACCGCGUCUUCGUCCGCGGCUGCGGCAGAAGCCGCGACGGAGGCAGGCGAGCCUGCGGUUCCUUAUCUGCAGCCGGAGGAUUCCCUCUCCGCUGCGUGA
Molecule: messenger RNA, 1461 nt
Organism: Besnoitia besnoiti
Lineage: Eukaryota; Apicomplexa; Conoidasida; Eucoccidiorida; Sarcocystidae
Product: actin-like protein ALP4
Exons: 8
Coding region: 1-1461 (486 amino acids)
Biological process (GO): microtubule-based movement
Source: RefSeq, a predicted model, not a curated record